This is a messenger RNA of Juglans regia (Persian walnut), 1814 nucleotides long. Its product is annotated as methyltransferase-like protein 17, mitochondrial. Lineage: Eukaryota; Viridiplantae; Streptophyta; Magnoliopsida; Fagales; Juglandaceae. The record is from RefSeq and is a predicted model, not a curated record. Gene Ontology annotation, cellular component: mitochondrial small ribosomal subunit. Gene Ontology annotation, biological process: translation. Bases 81 to 1625 code for a protein of 514 amino acids. The transcript has 12 exons. Gene Ontology annotation, molecular function: methyltransferase activity; structural constituent of ribosome.
UUCAAGAACAGCAAAAAAAGACCUGCUCUUUCUCGCAGCAUCACCAAGGACUAGGAAACUCCUCGAUCCCCACCAAGAAAAUGACGAGUUUUUUACCCGAGACCUCCCGAAAAAUCUUCACCCCUGAAGCCCUCCGCUCCGCUGCCAAACAGUCCCAGCGCUGCCUCGUCGUCCCCGUCCACCUCCGCCGCGCCAUCAAGAAAUACCUUCGAGAGCAAGAGGAGCCGCACGUGAAGAGGAAGGUGCUGCGGCUGUCGGAGUCGCUCAAUGCAAUCAAGGAAGUGAACUCGCAGCUGGUGACGACGUCGUCUAGAGAGCUUGUAGAGGACCCACUUAAGUCUUCGGAGCAGUCAAAGCAGCGGUGGAAGAUCAAGAGCUCCUACGGCGACAUUGGGUUCAAGUACAGGGACGAUGAGACCAUUGCCUACGUCGCGUCGAGAAUGCCCGCCGUGUUCUCCGCUUGUUACCGGGUUCUCAAGGAGGUUCGUAGAAGGCUACCGGGUUUCUCUCCGGCUAGAGUGUUGGAUUUUGGUGCUGGAACGGGUUCAGCUUUCUGGGCACUGCGAGAAGUCUGGCCAGAGUCUCUGGAGAAAAUUAAUUUAGUAGAGCCAUCCCAGUCGAUGCAGCGUGCCGGCCGGAGCCUCAUACAAGGUCUGAAGAACCUGCCACUUAUUCAUGGUUAUGAUAGCAUUCAAGCGCUUACUAAAAGCAUCAAAAAGUCAGAGAGAGAACAUGACCUUGUAAUUGCUUCCUACGUGCUUGGGGAGAUACCGUCACUGAAGGAUAGAAUUACUGUAGUACGCCAGCUUUGGGAUCUUACACAGGAUGUUUUGGUUUUAGUUGAGCCUGGAACACCGCAAGGAUAUAACAUCAUAUCUCAAAUGCGAUCUCAUAUAUUAUGGAUGGAGAAUAGGAAAUGCCGUAAAUCUAAAGCUGCAAACAUAGCUUCAAAGGACUUGGUGGUGGCUCAAAAAAGUAGUGCAUUUAUAGUUGCUCCUUGUCCUCAUGAUGGGCCAUGUCCAUUGGCAAAAACCAGUAAAUACUGUCAUUUUGUCCAGCGCUUGGAGAGGACAUCAUCACAACGUGCCUACAAGCGUUCCAAGGGGGAGCCACCUUUACGUGGCUUUGAGGAUGAGAAAUUUUGUUUUGUUGUUAUCAGACGAGGACAAAGACCAAGGGAACCUUGGCCUCUUGAUGGCACGGAGUUUGAGACAUUGAAGGAGCAGCAGGCGAAAAGAAAUCCAGAAGAUCUUGAAAUUGAAUAUGAGGACCUAAUUAAGUUACAACAAGAAGCUGAUGAUAAUCCAUAUGAACAAGUGGAUCCAUCUACGUAUGAUUCUGAUGCUAUGGAAAGUGAUGCUCAGGAAGAGGAUGAAGGAGAAGAACAAGAGGAAGAGGAACAAGAACAAGAAGAAACAACCUCUGCUGAUCUUGGGGGUGGAUGGGGCAGGAUUAUCUUUCCAUCUGUUCGACGGGGCAGGCAGGUUACAAUGGACAUCUGUCGAUCAACCAAACGAGAUUGCUCUGAGGGUUCAUUCGAGCGUUUGGUCAUCACAAAGAGUAAGAAUCCUACAUUACAUCACCAGGCCCGCAAAUCUCUCUGGGGUGACUUGUGGCCCUUUUGAAGUUAUGAAGUGUAUUUACUUUUUUGACUCAGUAAUCACUAAAGAGAAUGCAAACCAAAUUUUGAUGUUGAGUUUUAUGUUCAUUUUCUAGUUGCCCUUUGUAUAAUAGUCUUAAGAUGGGAAACAAAAAAAAAAAAUGUAUGUAAUUGAGGACAGGGUUAGAUUAGAUGAUGAUGUUGGAAGCAAAAA